CGCGGUUUGGCGGCCAUUUUGUAAUUUCUGGAAGAUAGCCUAUAUUAAAAUGGGGAGACGAAGAUCAAAACGAAAAGCUCCUUCUAAAAAGAGAAACGAUCCUUUAGAAAGCCAGUUCAAUUGUCCGUUCUGUAAUCACGAAAAGUCCUGCGAUGUGAAAAUGUAAGUAUACAAAGAACCACAAGUAGAUGCUGCCAUCAUUGCCAAUGCCACAUUGCCAUGUGACUCAGUUUAUUUAUAAGUUUAUUGGUUGAUGGUCUGUGAGCACGUGCCUGUGAAAAUCGGUUCUUACACAUAGAAGAUUUUUGAUGUUGUUUCUUUCCAAGUUUGACUUAUUUAUUAUUGAGCAGCAGUGGUAGUCAGUGAGAUGAAGAGAUGUAUGUGCAAAGCAACAUUUUUAUACAGGCAGUGUGUUGACUGUUGAGUCUGAUAAAUUGCAUGGACUAGCUAUGAAGUAGAGUACUGUUGUUACGCCUUCUUGGUCUAUAGUUAUAGGCAUUUAUACAUCGGACAUUUUGCUAACAUGUUCACUUCGUGUCCAGAAUUUAGGAAUUCCGAAUUGCCUAACUAUUUAAAGGGGCCACGUCCAUAUUCAUGUUGCCAUGCAUAACGUCGAAUUGACGUUAUCACCAGUACCCACCCACCCACCUCAAAUAACGUCGAUCGUUACCCUGUCGUAUUUUGACCGCUAAAAGAGCUCAAAAUCAAAAUGGCAAAACUGCCUCUUACAAAAUAUGGUAUUAAAAUGCUGAGGCUUCAAUUCAAAGUUAUUGACUAUUGUACUUGCUUUCGUUGGCACCAAUUAAUGUAGGAUCUUUAUUAUAAAAUAUGAGAAGUUUUAUAGGAUAUGUUUUAAUGGGUCGUUCCAGGAAAGAUCUAUACUCCCCCCCACAGAGGAAAUUUCUGCCGUCCGGAGGGGGAGGGGAGAAAAAAUUGUUUCUGAUAAUAGUAAAUGUAUUAGGACAUCCGAAGGGGGUUGGGGAGUUAACUUCCUAUUCCCUCCGUGGGGGUGGUAUGGAUGUUUUCUGGAAUGACCCAUUAUUAUUUUCAUACUGAACUAUUCGUCUCGCAGAAAAAUGUCGCGAUUCGCGAACACAAAUUGACGGGUAUUUGACACAAAAAAUUGGCACUUCAAUACUUCGACCUUUGUUUUGACCUCUGUUAGUUGAAAUAAUAUAAUACUGGCAAAACUUGCACGGCAAACAUGAAAUAGGCCAAAAAAAAAAUAUGUGGGUUUCCGGUUUCCCGACCCUACCUAGCUUUUGGACGUCGAAAUCCCGACCCUAAACUUUUUUAUUGGAUCAUGGUUGUAAGUGUUUCCACUUAGAGGAAAAAGUUUGUGGAAAAUUGAAAUUUGAGGCAAUAUUAGGGAAAUUUAUCUUUGGAUGUGGAAGCACUGACUAAACAAAAUGGCGUCCGCUUGUUCGGAAAAUUAAAAAAAAAGUUUAAAAAAAAAAGUUAAAACCGACCUACCCUACCUAAGUUUUUAUAAGAAGAAACCGGAAACCCACAUAUUUUUUUUUUGGCCAUAUUUAAACUUCGAUCUGUUCGGAUGUAAAUAGUCAAAUUGCCACGAGAUAAUGUUGAGGAGUUGGAUUAGCUCACAGUCGGACCAGGUAUGGAAAUACCGUAAUAAAGAUGCAAAUUUGAAAAUGACACUCUAAAUAGUGUUUGUGAUAGCGAUUCGAACAAGACUAUUACAAAGAAGAUACGUCCGAAGGGGCUGAAGUUAUGCUCCGGGAAAGGUAUGGCUAGUCUAUAUUAUUACGAUCUAGCUUGACUUUUGAAGGCCAUAAAUAAUGAUAAUAAUAAAAUCUUUAUUUAAUUUAAAUUAAACUGCAUACGAUGACCGCUGGUAUUAAUACAAGUGCAAUAAAUCGCUACAAUGUUGGCAAAGACAAACUAUCAUGAGGAAUUAGUUGAUAUUGUUUCACUGAAUCGAGUGGUGGUAUUAUUUAUUGUCUUCAUAGCAUGCACUGAACCGAAGAUUUAAACAUACAAAGUCGUCAGCUUCUAGAAGUUGACAUGCAUGGGACUUGUCGAGAAAAAGUUAAACCACCUUGCAAUUCCAUUCACAAAUGUGUUUAAUCAUCUAGAAUAUUUUCUCUGAAAUGUCAUUUUUUAUGCUUGGCAUAUGAUUUAUAACAAAAUGUACCAUUAAAUUAAUGUUUUGAAAGCCUGAAAUUUCUUACAAAAUGUGCUCUCAGAAUGCUGCAAAUUUUAAAAAUUUUCUAGGGGAGCAUUCCCCCAUACCCCCCCUAGAAAUAUUGUGCCUUCGGCACUCGCCCCCCUCCCAAUAUUUCGCCCUGGCUGUUAAAUUUUAUGCCUCAUGAGCAUUCAUAUCCAUGACAAAACAAUCCUCUGGAAAUGGUGCAUUCCAUUUUAUGCCAGAGAUUUACCAAUUUUUGCAGACACUAUAAAAGCUAUUGUUGAAUGUUGAUGUUCUUAAAGCCAUUUUGUUAAUAAAGGUCAAGAAACAAAUUUCUGCCUACCAAUUCCUUUAUUAGUGUUCUCAAGCAAAUAUGCAACAAUUCCUAUGAAUAGGACUGAGCCAACGUUACAUAAUGUACAAAUUCAUGCCCUGCCCGGCCUGUCUUCCAAUGCCUUCCUGGGUUCCAAUGAGUGUAAUUGUGUAAAUAAAAGUUGUCUCGUUAAAAAUGGAUGUAUGUUGCCUUUGCCAACAGUAAAGCGCUAUCGGUGAAGAACGUUAGUGAAGUAAUCUCCCUUUUAAAACAAAAUCAUUUAAAAUUAGUAACCAUUGGUCACUAGUAAUCUUACUCUAGUUGUUGGCUGUUGAGUCUCCUGUUGUUAUUGUAAUUUGUAACAAUGAGAGACAUACUCUGUGCUUAGUUGGAUGGGUGGGUCAGGAAUGUCAAAACGUAUUAUAACCAGUAUCGAGAAGUGGGAUAACAGAUUCUCAUGUAGGAGGCGACACUUUGAAUCCUGGCGUUCCAGUGGGAUACUAAAAAAAUUUCAAUUUCAGCCCCUGAUUAUACAAAUAAUUGAUAAAGAAGAAUGGUAAUAAUAAAAAAAUUCUUAUUUUUUCUGCAGGGAUCGUCCUCGCAACACUGCAAGGAUUGCCUGUCGAGUUUGUCUUGAAGAUUUUCAAACAUCAAUAACAUGUAUCCUUUUAAUUGUUUUAAUAUCAAUUUAUACUAACCCAGCAUUGGAGAAAUUUCUGACCAUGUAUCUAGAUAGGAAUAAAAUGGUAAGCAAGCGUGGCGCUGGACUGGACGGCGCGAUAGCGUGCAGGCACAUGCAAGCACAUGUAAAUAUGUAAACAGUUAUUCUGCGAACUCGAGUCGUAUAUGAGCUGAUAGCCGACGAGGUGCGUAUCAGUCAUAUACGACGAGAGUGAGUAGAAUAACUGUUUAUAGACAACUGCUGCAUUUACACACUCUUCAGUAUGGCAAUAUGUUGACAAUUAGUUUGGCAAUUUACACAACCUCAUAGCCUAAACCUGAGAAAACACUGCUGCUAGUUUUUUAAAUCAGUACUUCGAACAUGAAAUUUUUUUUAUUUAAAGUGGAAGUCAAGUCCGUAAUGUAAACAAACGGUUUGUUUACAUUUUGAACUGCUGUAUUUUUUAAAAUAUGAUGUACUGUCUGAAUAUCUAACACCAUUUUGGUUCGCUAUGCUUCUAAAUGAAUAUGAAAUAGAGUUUAUGUUCAGAAAAAUUCGAAACAUUCGAAAUUUGGGCAAUGUUCACAUUAGAGGUCCUCACAUUGUUAUGAGCAGAACCGAUGCGCAGAACGGACUUGACUUCCACUUUAAUAUUUUUUUAGACAAAACAAGUGCUUGUCGACUUUACAGAAAUUCUAUAAAGAGUUUUCGCUUUUAAAUCAGUUUUGUCAAAAAAUUAUAUUCUGAUUCUUGUUCAUGUUUUUAUCUUCGACUUCGCUCUUUCGAGUUUUGUUUUAAAUACUUUAUUGGAUAGUGACCAAACGGUAGGAGUGCGAACGGGACUCGAGGUCCCAUGCGAGGCACUCCUCCGAUUAAAGAUACAACAACAGACAAUACAUGUAGAAUAAAAUAUACAUAACUACAGUCAUAAAUAAACAUAUGCCACCAACUCGAAAAUCAAAGCUAAGAUUUAUCAUGCUUAAAAAUUUCGUUUCGGUAUUAUUCGGUAUUAUUUUUUUCAACAAAAUUUUUUUAACCAGUUUAAAUAUAUAAAAAUAGUAUUGGCUAACAUGUAAACAGUUGCUGGGAGUUUUUCAAUGUGUUUUUGUUGCUGUUAAGCCUUAAGGCUAUAAAAAGCGAAUAACUUGCUGUUUUCUCGUUCGCAAAUAGAAAGCCAAUCAGAUUGCAGAAUAGCUUAUAUCCGGUAGCUGUCUAUUUAAUAAAUAUAUUUAUUGAAAAUAAUUCAAGAGUUUUGAUUGGCUAAGAGCUGUCGGUGAAAUCGUCAUAUCCACUCGUUAGCUGCCCAAAUUGAAAUUUGGAGUUAUGACAUCACAGUGGAAUAUUGAAAACAAAUAUACCACGUUUGACGUAAUUUCGUGGUAUAUUGAAAAACAAAGUACACGGCUUCGGCUGAUAACACAAACCUCGGCCUUAAUAAUUAAAAUGGCUCCCUAAUUUGUGCAGUCAUGUCACUCUAUGGUCCCCACAACCAAUAUCUUUUUGCCUUUUUUUAUCAGUCUUAAGUUCCAAGUACUGUUCAUGUUUCUUUAAUGUUGAAUCAGAUCUCUCGGAACCAGUGGAUGUAUAUAGUGAUUGGAUAGAUGCUUGCGAGUCGGCUAACCAAUAGCAAUGGCUUAACUGAUGAAGAGCGUUGUAAAUAAAUGUGGUGUAGAUUGAUCAAUAAACUUUGCUUCAGCAAAGUUAUUUAACAAUAUGUGGCAUGUGCAUAAUGGAGCCUUGUGGAGUCUCUUCAGAGAACUUGUGGUUCUUUCAGGUCUUUCCACUGUUACUAAAGGCCAACAAAUGGCAAUAUGAAACUGUCUUAUGGAGAGGAUAGAUGAACAGCCAAAUGUCGGUUAUCCUCAAAGUGAAAUAUAAAGGCCCAUCUACACUUAUCCUGGCGUAUGUAAUCAAAAUGUCACAUUUAACAAAUUAUUCUUAUAGAAAGGAAUUGUGGCGUCAGCAGUCAUUUUCAUACGCCAGAAUGACAAUCUCAAGACCCGUCUGCACGAUACGACCGGUAGUAUACGAUUCUUACCCUGGAGCCAGUUGCGCAAAGAUGGAUUAGCACUAACUCUCGGUUAAAAUUUGACCUGCUAGCGCUGUUUUAGUUAUGUAUUUCUGCACAUCUGUAUAUUUUAAAAGAAGAAUACUCCUACUGAUC
Paramuricea clavata is the source of this 5287-nucleotide messenger RNA. Lineage: Eukaryota; Metazoa; Cnidaria; Anthozoa; Malacalcyonacea; Plexauridae. The record is from the annotation of a GenBank genome assembly.